Molecule: messenger RNA, 2293 nt
Organism: Schistosoma curassoni
Lineage: Eukaryota; Metazoa; Platyhelminthes; Trematoda; Strigeidida; Schistosomatidae
Source: the annotation of a GenBank genome assembly
UUCUAAGUUUGUUUUAAUAUGAGCUACAUCAGUUGGUAACUGAGUGACUAACCCGAAACCUUUGAAUUGUAUGUCAUUGGGUUGUUUAUCAUCCUCUUCGAUAUAAAGUUCAUAUAGUUUAAUAGUUAAAUCAGUCGACCUUUAACCACUACGUUGUGUAUUUGGGCCCCGCACUCGUUCUUUGACUGGAGCAACGCAUGCAUCAUCAAUGGUCAUGAAAACGUGUGCCUUGAAGCUGAGAACAUAAACAUGUACUUGGAGACUUCCAGAUUAGUUUGUUACAUCCGUGAAUGCCUGACGGCACAAGUGAACCCUCUUUACCGCUUAUGUGUAAGUGAUUUCCUAGUACAGUUAUGUCUUUUAAACUUGAUUUUUUGAAAAUAUCUGUUUCAGAUAUUCUUGGAAUGAUUGAAAGCAAAGUCCGAAGCUUGCAGUAUAUUUUUGAGUUCCCUCAAAUUACAGACCUAUUCGAUGUCUCUGAACGACAAGGGCAGGGUACAUUUGCCUCUGUCUUAGCAGUCAAAAGUAAACAAGAUCCUGAUGAAUCCAAAUAUUAUGCUUUGAAAAUGAUUAUCCCAACAGUCGAUGUUCGUAGAAUUGAGAAUGAAAUUCGUAUUCUGAGAAGAUUGGGUGGUAAGCAUAAUGUAAUUCAAAUGCAUACAGCAAUGCGGAUUCGUGAUCAUGUGUUCAUAUUAAUGCCUUUUAUUGAUUACAUCCCUUUCACAGACUAUUAUCUAACUGCAGAUGAGAAAGAAAUCAGACGAUAUAUGCGCGCACUCCUCUCAGCUUUAGCUCAUGUUCAUAAAUACAAAGUAAUUCACCGUGAUGUAAAGCCUACAAACUUUCUUAUGGAUCAAAAAACGAAACAAUUUUUUCUCGUAGAUUUUGGUCUGGCACAUUCUGAAGAGUUUGGUGAUAUUGAUGAAAGAUGGGAGCGCAAAUUUGAAAUCAACUCUGAUUCAGAUACAAAGAAAAAUGAAUUAAUGAAAAGAGUUUCAAGUUUUUCUCGGACAAAUCUUAACAUAUCAGAGAAUAACCAGCGUGUAAAUUUAGCAAACAGAGAAAACAGUUAUACUCAUAAACGAGAUUCCAUGGAUUCUACAAACUCAUUAUUCGCUUAUAAGUGUAAUUCUUCAAAAAUUGAUAACAAAUCAUCAUUUAAAGGUGCAUCUAUCAAAUCCUCUCAACAAAUAUCAAGUAACCUAACACAAUCUUUAGGACAAGGAGGAUGCGUUUGUGGUUCACGUCUCACUGUAUGUCGUGGUUGUCGACAUUUACCUCGAGCACCAACUGUUCGUAGAGGCGGAACACUUGGCUUUAGACCUCCGGAAGUAAUGAUGCGUCAUAUCGAACAAACAACUGCUGUUGAUAUAUGGGCUGUUGGAAUUAUAUUUAUUUCUUUCCUUUCUGGUCGUUAUCCUUUUAUAAAAGUAGACGAUGAUUUGGAUGUACUUCAUGCUUUCACUCAUCUAAUUGGAUAUGAACGCAUGCAAAUGGGUGCCAGAAGCAUUGGUAGGAGACUGUUACUUGAUCCUAGACCACCACCUAUGGAAGCUAGUGAUUCACCUAUUCUCUGGCUUAAAACAAGAUGUUCUGCAAUUAGAUUAUACGAGAAAAAAUUUGCUGGUCUACCUCCUUUAUUACGUAAAACUACAAUAAAGUCAACUAAUUUAACUAAUGAUAAUUCUGCACAAACUACAGAAUUAUCUAAUGGAAAACCAGUGAUUGCUUUAUCUUCAACGCAUAUUUUUCCCACUUCAGCUUAUGAUCUAUUAGCUCGUCUAUUAGAACCAUGCCCACAGAAACGUAUUACUGCUCAUGAUGCACUUCGUCAUCCAUAUUUUUGUAAUACUAAAACUCAACGACAUUCUAGUAUACCAUUAAAAUAUCCAAAUAUACAAUCAAAUUCAUUACUUCAUAAACGUACAUCUCGUUCAAGUUUUUGUGAAUCAACAACUAAUUUUAUACCGAGACCACAAUUUUGUUGAAAGUGACUAGAUUAUUGAUUUUUUUUAAAACUUAUCUUUGUAAUAAAUUCAGAUAUUUAGUCGGGAUGGGGGGAGGGGAAUUUUCUCCCAUCAUUGUAUCAUUAACCCCCACCUAUUGGACAUAUCACAGUAAAUUAAUCAUAUUGACUGAUUGAUCUAAACAUUCAAAUGUUGUACAGAGAUUGUAUCUUUCGUAUGUAAAGUAACUUUUUCAAUGUCUUAGUAACAUUGUAAUUAAAGUUUAAAAUAUAUAGUUAUGUUUUAUAAUUUCUUAAUAAUUCACUUUCUACGUUUUUGUUCUCACU